Messenger RNA from Oncorhynchus nerka (sockeye salmon), 1068 nucleotides. RefSeq names its product stonustoxin subunit beta-like. The annotation marks the transcript as partial. Gene Ontology annotation, biological process: intracellular signal transduction. Gene Ontology annotation, molecular function: protein binding. The transcript is spliced from 4 exons. NCBI's taxonomy places the organism in Eukaryota, Metazoa, Chordata, Actinopteri, Salmoniformes, Salmonidae. The record is from RefSeq and is a predicted model, not a curated record.
GCUGUAUCAGGCUGUCAGUCACAGAGGAAGGCUGUGCUUCUCUGGUCUCAGCUCUGAGGUCAAACCCCUCACACCUGAGAGAGCUGGACCUGAGUAACAAUAAUCUGAAGGAUUCCAGGAGUGAAGCUGCUCUCUGCUGGACUGGGAAUCCCCACUGUAAACUGGAGACUCUUGAGUUGACUCUUUGCAGGCUGUCAGGCUGUCUAGUCACAGAGGAAGGCUGUGCUUCUCUGGUCUCAGCUCUGAGGUCAAACCCCUCACACCUGAGAGAGUUGGACCUGAGCUACAAUCACCCAGGAGACUCAGGAGUCAGACUGCUCUCUGCUGGACUGGAGGAUCCACACUGCAGACUGGAGAAACUCAAUGUGGAACAUGGUGGAGAGAACAGAAUGAAACCAGGACUUAGAAAAUAUGUCUGUGAUCUCACACUGGACCCAAACACAGUAAACAGACACCUCUCUCUGUCUGAGGAGAACAGAAAGGUGACAUGGAGGACAGAGGAGCAGCCGUAUCCUGAUCACCCAGAGAGAUUUGAGGACUGUAGACAGGUGCUGUGUAGAGAGGGUCUGACUGGGCGCUGUUACUGGGAGGUAGAGUGGAGUGGAAGAGGGGCUGAUGUAGGAGUGACAUAUAAAGGAAUCAGCAGGAGAGGAUGGGGUGAUGACUGUUGUCUUGGAUACAAUGACAAGUCCUGGAGUCUGUUCUGCUAUGACAACAGUUACUCUGCCUGUCACAAUAAUAAUCAGACUACCAUAGACGUCCCCUCCUCCAGCUCCCACAGAGUAGGAGUGUAUCUGGACUGGCCAGCCGGCACUCUGUCCUUCUAUAGAGCCUCCUCUGACACACUGACCCACCUGUUCACAUUCACCUCCACAUUCACUGAGCCCCUCUAUCCAGGGAUUGGGGUUUGGUGGGAAGGCGACUCAGUGUCCCUGAAAUAAUAACCUGACACACACACACAGGACACACACACACACACACACACACAGGACACACACACACAGGACACACACACACAGGACACACACACACACUGGACACACACACACACUGGACACACACACACAC